Mugil cephalus (flathead mullet) is the source of this 6014-nucleotide messenger RNA. It is a transcript of the gene rpgra, whose product is annotated as retinitis pigmentosa GTPase regulator a. The transcript is spliced from 15 exons. Gene Ontology annotation, molecular function: ubiquitin protein ligase activity. Bases 183 to 5612 code for a protein of 1809 amino acids. The record is from RefSeq and is a predicted model, not a curated record. Lineage: Eukaryota; Metazoa; Chordata; Actinopteri; Mugiliformes; Mugilidae. Gene Ontology annotation, cellular component: photoreceptor outer segment. Gene Ontology annotation, biological process: visual perception; ubiquitin-dependent protein catabolic process; protein ubiquitination.
UAUCCAAUCAGGAAGUAGACUAGUAUCCUAUCACAUGAGACCACCCGCUACAUAAGGUGUCAAGAGAGUUCACUGACAGCAACAUCAGAGUCCGUUAGCACAGGUGCUAUUGAUGGUGAAUUAACUUUUGGCCAGUCGGCACGGAGCUGCACAGCAGACAUGAGGGAGGGAUAACGGUGGAGAUGACAGGGCAGACAGACCAGGAAGAACCCGAAACGGGAGCGAUCUUCACAUUUGGAAAGAGCAGUUUUGCUGAUAAUGUGCCAAGCAAAUUCUGGCUGAAGAAUGACCACGCGGUGCACAUGUCCUGUGGAGGACAGCACAGUGCCGUCGUCACAGGAAAUGGGCGGUUGCUCGUGUUUGGUGAUAAUACUUGUGGCCAGCUGGGACUGGGAUUAAAACCUGCUGCCAGUAAACCUGCCUCUGUGAAAGCCUUGAAGUCUGAGAGGGUACACCUUGCAGCUUGUGGGAAAGAUCACACAAUUGUCUCCACACGUCGGGGCGAUGUGUAUAGUGCUGGUAGUAACCAUGAGGGGCAGCUGGGACUGGGUCACUACAGCAACACUACGUCCUUUCAGCUUCUGCAUCCUUUCUGCGACUGGGCACCGAUUAAAAUGCUUUCUGCAGGACUCAACACCUCAGCUGCCUUAACGGAGGAUGGGAGGCUGUUCAUGUGGGGAGACAACUCCGAGGGCCAGAUUGGUUUAGGGGACGAGGGAUUUGCAGCAGAUCCCCGAGAGGUGAGAAUCGGAGAAGCGGUGACGUGGGUCUCUUGCGGGUACCACCACUCAGCUUUUGUCACAGUGCACGGCGAUCUCUUCACGUUUGGUAAGAGUGCAAACGGACGGCUGGGCCUCCAGGCGGAGCAGCUGGCCAAUCACAGAGUCCCUCAACGAGUGCAAGGCAUCCUGGGUCGUGUCACACAGGUGUGCUGUGGAGGAGAGCACACUGUGGCACUCACAGAGGAGAACGUGUACACGUUCGGCCGGGGUCAGUACGGUCAGCUGGGCCAUGGAACAUUUGUCUUUGAGCUUCAUUUGCCAAAACCACUGGAGCACUUUUGUGACAGCGGCAUCAGACACAUCUCCUGUGGAGAGAACCACACGGCUGUCACCACAAGCAGUGGGCAGCUGUAUACGUUUGGUGACAGUCGUCAUGGAAAACUGGGUUUAGGAGAGGAGAACUUCAUCAACCAGUUCAGCCCGAUGCCCUGCACUCGUUUCCACCAGUACAAUGUUCACGCAGUGUCCUGUGGUGGAAACCACACGUUGGUCCUAGCUGCACCCAGAGCUCCAGACAACCAGGAAGUGACACCAGAGAAGGAUGUCAAAAAUAAAGGAAACCUUGUUGGGUCAAGUUAUAUAGAAAUUGCCUUUCAAGACACAUUUAUUGAUCAAACUCGGGUUGUCCCACUGUCAGCUCUGUUUGCUCGGGCCCGUCACAGAGAAAAGGAGAGUCCUGUGGAGCUGUUUGGGGGGAUGUUUCAGAACCUCCCACGCCUUAACUCCGGCUUCCUCAACACAUCUUGGCAAACCUCCAGAAAUAUCCUACCUCCAAAAACGCCUCCAAAGGACAUCACUACCCCUUCAUCAUCCCCCAAACCACAAUCGGAAGCAGCAGCGAGCCCACUUCUCUCCCCCAGAUCUCGCUCUGUAUCCCCUAAGAGUUCAGUGUUAUCCUCUCAGCCAUCAAGCCCACGUUCUCAAUCAUCCUAUGCUCGUAAAAAUAAAGGCUCCUACGCUGCUGCUUCCUCCAACUCUCGGCCCAAACAGUUAUCUUCUGCCUUAUUGUCACCUAAAGCUACAGCUAAAUCUAACCUCAAUAUCCCCGUGUCUACUAAGAAGAGGGCGUUAAUCGCUAGAAAGGCCUCAAGUGACAAACUGUCAUCUCCUUUACAACCUAAAGAGCCCUGCAGCCCGAGCAGACCCCCCACUCGCCUCUCCAAUAAAAACCCCAGGGAGGAAGAGCAUCCUGCCUCACCGCAAACAGAGAGUGAAACCAUUAAGACACAAACAGUCGCUGCAGGCGUGGAAGAGGAAGGAGUCGACCGGUCACCAUAUACGGGAAAGAAAAGGGGCAGAGAUCUUAGGCAAAUUGCAAAGGAGGCAGAGGCAGAACAGCUCCAGGCCAAAGGGAAAACAGACCACAACUCUCUGAAGGCCCUACCCACAGAGCUUCUGAAAGGCUCCAGUCCCUUAAAGAAGGAAAUGUCUCCACGGAAGAGUACAGACAAAAGCCGCAAAGUCUCAUCUAAAGGCAAAGAGAACAUUACGGUGGAGUCUGACAAAAUCAAAGCUCCACAAGACAGAGAGGCUCAAAAGAAGAGCUCCCAUUUUAAAAUGCCUGUGCAGGGGAAGGGCAAACCAUCUGAACAUAGUCCAAAAACACAACAGUCUGUUCGAAGGACGCUGACUGAAGCAAAACAAAGCAAAAAAAAUAAUUUGAAAAAAAGUAAUAUAAACGCCAGUUCUUCUGAGAAAGACGUGAUCAGAUCUCUGACAAGGGAGAAAAUAAAAUCACCAGCUUUAGACAAGACAUCUCCCAGUAUUAAGGUCACUAAAGGAAAUGAAACGCCCAGUUCAAUAUCCACAGAAAGCGCUGCAAAGGAAGAUGUAGAAAACCAGCUUACAAGCACUGACGUAAAACCUGAGACGCAGCGUGUCACAUCGACUCAAAUAACAGAUCUGCGCCCGGUUAAAUCUGCUCCAGGAAAAGGUCAGAGUACAGCAGUGGAUAUAAAAUCACCGCCAGCGAAAAGAGACAUCAGACACGUCAAAACAGCCUGCGAAACUAAGAAACCUACAAGUGUGAAAUCCACACCUGUGAAAGUUAAAGGAAAAGCACGAGAGCUCAAAUCCGCACCUGUCAAAGAUCAAGGUAAAAGUGGAGAAAACACUCGCGUUAAAAGUAAAAGCAAAGAGAAAGACGAGGGAAAUGAGUUGAACUUUGCCAAGAACGCGUCUGAAAAAACAAAGAUUAGAACUGUAGGUGAGCAGAAGUUAAAUGAAGUAAAGGUCAAGGAGAAGACAAAGGGAGCUGAAAAUGAAGAGAGGGGGAAAACUCAAGCGAGAGGAAAGGAGAUCAAAGUUAAAGACGCAGGUGACGUUGACUACGUGGAUAAUACGACGGCCGAGCCGGUGAGUAAGGAGACUAAAGCUUCCAGACUUUUGUCAUCACAGCGGGAUACACCUAUUGAAGCGAUACAUAAGCCCAUUUCCUCUCAAAGCCCCGAGAGAACUGAGGUAGUUUCUAUCAGCGGUGCCAAAUCCCCGCAAGGCCCUGAACCUGCUGGAACGGAUUCUGACGCAGCCAGAGAGAAUACGGAGAGCCUGACUGAGGAAAAACCAAGGUGGGGGGAAAUUCUCAGUAAUGCGUCAUCUCUUCUUCCUGCGGUUGGGAUAGCAGGUGCAGCUAUCGGGGCCCUUAGUGAGGCAGUGUCAGGAUUCCAGUCUGACAGUGACAAAUCUACCUCCACAACACCUAAAACACCAAAACUGUUCACCAAGCAGAGAGCGAUUACGCAGCCUUCCCUCUCCUCCGCGUUGAUUCAUUUUUCUUCAACGGAGGCAUCAGAGGAAAUGGAAGGCAGCACGGAGACACACGAUAAGGAGGGUGCAGACAAAGAAGAGGAAGGUGAUCAUACCACAUAUGAUCCAUCAGAGCAGGAGGCCACCAGGAGUGUCCUGUCUGAGCGGACCACCAGUGGAGACGUUUCCCAACGACAAGGUGAGGAAGAGGAUGAAGGGGAGGACACGUCUAAGGUGGAGGAAACAGAAGACGAGGAGGAAGAGAGUGGAAGCGGUGUGGAAGACAAAGACGAGGAGGAGGAAGGUGGCAGUAGUAGCGAUGAUGAUGAUGAAGAGAGUAGUAGUUCUGGAGAGGAUGAGUCCGUGGAAGAAGAGGGUGAGGAGAAAACGAGCUUGAGCAGCGAGGACGAGGACGAAGGCAGCGAAGCUACAAAGACUGAAGGGGAGGAAGAAGAGGAAGAGGCGAGCAGUAAGGAAACAAGUGAUGGAGGGAGUGAGACAGGAGGGGAGGAAGAAGGUGAAAGUGAUGAGUCUAGCGAAGUAGAAAGUAAAGGAGAGGAAGAGGAGAGUGAAAGUGAAGAGUCUAGUGAAGGAGAAAAUAAAGGAGAGGAAGAGGAGAGUGAAAGUGAAGAGUCUAGUGAAGGAGAAAGUAAAGGAGAGGAGGAGGAAAGUGAAAGUGAUGAGUCUAGUGAAGGAGAAAGUAAAGGAGAGGAGGAAGAAAGUGAAAGUGAUGAGUCUAGUGAAGGAGAAAGCAAAGGAGAGGAGGAAAGUGAAAGUGAAGAGUCUAGCGAAGGAGAAAGUAAAGAAGACGAAGAGGAAAGUGAAGAGUCCAGCGAAGGAGAAAGUAAAGGAGAGGAGGAGGAAAGUGAAAGUGAAGAGUCUAGUGAAGGAGAAAGUAAAGGAGAGGAAGAGGAAAAUGAAGAGUCUAGUGAAGGAGAAAGUAAAGAGGAGGAGGAGGAGAGCGGGGUGACUGAGGAUGAAGAAGAGAAAAGUAGUGAUGAAUCCGAGAGUGCUGACAGCAGGAGUGAAGAGGAGGAGGAGGAGGAGGACAACGAGGAGAGUGACACUGAAGAAACUGCUAAAAGUGAAGAGGAGGAGGAGGAAGAGUCUGAAUCUGAGGAGGAAAAAGACUCCACCAAGAACGAGGAUGAGGAAGAAGAUGAAGAGACAGAAGAGAAUGAAGAAGAGGAAGAUGGUGAUGAGGAAGAAGAAGAAGAAGAGGAAAAAAGUGUCAAGGAAGAGGAUGAUGAGGUGUCUGGAGAGGAUGAGGGUGAGGAGGAAGAGGAAGAGGAAGAUGAGGUGUCUGUAGAGGAAGAGGGUACAGGUGGUGAGGAAGAAGGAGAUGAGGAAGAGGAGGAAGAAGAGGGUGAAGAGGAAGACAGUGACGGUGAGGAGGAGAAAGACUACAUGGAGGUGACUGAGAAGUCAAUGCAGAGUGAGGAGGAGGAGGAGGAGGAAGAAAGUGAGGAAGAGAAAGAAGAAGAUACAAAGAUUAAACAGAAAACAGAGACAAGACUGAAGAAUCAGAGAGAAGAAAGAAAAUGGGAAGAGUCUAAAACCAACAAAGGUAAUGAAGACGAAGAGGAAGAAGAAGAGGGAGAUGAAGAGGAAGAAGAUAGUAAGGAAAAGGGAAAGGAGAGUGAGGAAGAGGGGGAGGAGGGAGAAGGAGAAGAGGAGGAAGAAGAAGGCGAGGAAGAAGAGACAGAUGAAGAUACAAAGUCCAAAGAGAAAACAGAGACAAGACUAAAGAAUCAGACAGAAGAAAGAAAACAGGAGGAAGAGGAGGAGGAGGAAGAAGGAGAGGAGGAAGAUAAAGAGGGACAGGAUGAGGAGGAGGAAGGUGAGGAAGAGGAAGAAGAGGAGGAGGAAGAAGGUGAGGAAGAGGAAGAAGAGGAGGAGGAGGAAGAAAAAGCAAAAUCAACAAAAGCUAAAAAAGUCGGCAAACAGAAGUUGCCCCUUAAAGCUGCUCUGUCAGACAAAAAACAACAGAAAGAAGUGCCCAAGCCAGCACCGAGAACAAAGCAGAAACAAGAUGGAUCUGAGUUCUGGGACGACGUGCUGCCUCAGUACCUGGACCUGCAGUGAUGUAACCACACACAAACAAACCUGCUGCCUGUGAGUCACACUCUGCUAAACGUUUGAAAGCAUCAAUCCGGUGUUGUUCCCUAUUUGUGCUUCCUGUCGGUGGAUUUGAAAACACACACACAAAUGUUUUUUUCAGUUCUCUGCACAUGUAUAUACUUAUUUGAGCUUGAACACACCACAAAGACUAAACUGGCCCCUAUGUUCUGCGGGAGAGGACAUAACUCUCCACACCAGCAGGGGCAGUAGUCUGUAAUCAUCAUACAAACUGUCUUACAGAGCUGGCCUCUUCCUGAAUCAUACGGAUCAAUUCAUUCAUUCAAAAUGAUCAAGAUCAAGUUGUGAAAAUAUUUGUCUAUUUGAAUGUGCAAAUGAGAAGAAAUAAAACGACGUGUUCCCUCUUAA